AAAACACUCUUAUUUCAACCGUACCAUUGGGCAAGGAGAGGACUUCGCCGACGCCCUCACUUCCCUCGCUAAUCACCGAUGCACAAACUCUCACUUUCACUCUCUCUCUCCCCCGCCUCGCUUUUUCGUGCCACAAGAACAUCACUUUCCUCCGUAUAACAAUAGCUCAAUUACAAAUAAAUUCAGGAAAGCAUUGAAAUAUUGUUUUUAGUCAAGAGUUGUUUGUUUUCCUAUGAUUAUGCAAAUGCCCCGAUGGAGAAACGUGAUUUUACUCAAGAAUUCAUUGGUACCAGCUUCAUCACAAUCAAUAACAACAAGGACCCAUUUUGCUUCAAUUCAUUCUACACCUAUUGCAUGCGAGAAACGGAAGAGCAAACGGGUUGAUGAUAACAGAGGAUCUCAAAAGCCAUCUAAGGAUUACAUAAAAUUUGUAAGACGCCAAAAACGUGCUGAUGAGAAGAGAGCAUUGAAAGACCUUCUCUACAAUAAUGGACCUCUUAGAAUAUUUCAGCACAAGGACCCAGUAUGGUCAUCCGAUGCAGAGCCACCAUUUGGCUCCAGAAAAAGGAAUGAAAAGGCUUAUGCUCGAUCUGCUAAGAAAUAUCACCAAGACAAAAUAAGAAGUAAGCUAAGAAGAGAGAGUUCUGCUGAGGACUCUGGCGAUCCCGAGACAGUUUUUCAUGCAACAUUUGGAAACAGAUGGUAUACGUGGUCUAAUAAGUCUUUCCAAGGAGAACCAUCUGGAUUUGAGUGGAGAGAGCCUCCAAAGUGGAAGGACCAAAGAUACAAAGAAUGGGAUGCUAAUCGAGAAACAGAGUCUGGCAACGCAUCGUAUUCUGUGGGAUCACAUUCUGACAGAACAAUCCUUGGUCUGCCUCUAACCGGUCCUUUAAAGAUUGAAGAUGUUAAGAACGCUUUCCGCUUAUCAGCUUUAAAAUGGCAUCCGGAUAAGCAUCAAGGUGCUUCACAGGCAGUUGCCGGAGAGAGAUUCAAACUUUGUGUCAACGCAUACAAAUCAUUAUGUGAUGCUCUCGCCUGAGUUUAAGCACCAGGCUGCAACUGAAUUCCUCACUGUUAGUCGCCACCUUUUUCUUAAUGGAAGCAGCAAUAAUGGAGAAGAGGUGUACUAUAUCAUUUACUUAUAUUUUCUUCACAAUAUUAUAAACUAAUUCUUUUGAUUUUC
Populus trichocarpa (black cottonwood) is the source of this 1183-nucleotide messenger RNA. RefSeq lists its product as uncharacterized. NCBI's taxonomy places the organism in Eukaryota, Viridiplantae, Streptophyta, Magnoliopsida, Malpighiales, Salicaceae. The transcript is spliced from 7 exons. The record is from RefSeq and is a predicted model, not a curated record. Bases 233 to 1039 code for a protein of 268 amino acids.